Molecule: messenger RNA, 3775 nt
Organism: Vanessa tameamea
Lineage: Eukaryota; Metazoa; Arthropoda; Insecta; Lepidoptera; Nymphalidae
Gene: Rgl
Product: ral guanine nucleotide dissociation stimulator-like 1
Exons: 8
Coding region: 351-2591 (746 amino acids)
Biological process (GO): Ras protein signal transduction; positive regulation of GTPase activity
Cellular component (GO): plasma membrane
Molecular function (GO): guanyl-nucleotide exchange factor activity
Source: RefSeq, a predicted model, not a curated record
GGACGGAGUACGCCGAGUAACGAGAACGAGUCAGACGUGGGGCGCUGAGUGUUGAGCACGGACCUCGGUAGAUUUCGUUCGCGAGAUCUGGAAAAAUAAUAAAAGACCGCUAUACUGGGUAAUUUAACUUAAACUUAAUGUGUAGAUGUAAAUAAAAGUUAAUAAGAAAUUGUUGUUAGUGUGUGUGAAAGUGUAUUGUCAUAUUCUUGAAGAUUAUAUCUUUUUCGAUAAGUGCCGGUUCUAAGAAGAGAGUCGUUUACACGUGAACUGACUAACAGAUAAAAGUAUAAGUUAUGUGUGAUACUGUUCGGGGGACAAAUAGUGCGUGCGUGGUAGCAGCAAGUUGAGAGAUGCUGGUGCGGGGGUGCGCCGGGAGUGAAUUUCGGCACUCGCUUGCGGAGCGCACUAAAGCCCUGGCGGCCAAGUGCCAUGCGUUGCGUUCGCCGGCGCACCAACGCGAUCAACGCAGCGCAGAGCGCCGUCGCACCAAAAAUCGCAAAUCGCAAACACGGUGGUACGUAAAGCAGCCGACAUGGCGAUUGUGGGGCGAAGAACGGGUGGAUGGUGCAAUAUACACGGUGUAUCUCAAGAAGGUGCGAUAUCAUCGACCGACACGCUCGGCUUCUAGUGAAUCCGAUGACGAAAUCUCUCACUUGGAGUGGGAGACGGUGCGCGUGCGCUUCGUGAAGGCGGGUACCGUCGAACGUCUUGUCGAGGCUCUGGCCACCGACGAUGGCGAGCUGGAGUCAACAUACGUCAACGUCUUCCUUGCCACUUACCGUUCAUUUGCGGAAUGCAGUCGAGUGCUGGACCUCUUGCUGCGACGGUAUGAAGCACUGGCCAUGGAAGACGUUCACCCAGCAGCGAUCGAUACUUCGCAACAACAUAGAAAGACUCUGGUGGCAUGUCUCCACGUCUGGCUGGAUACCUACCCGGAGGACUUUCGUCAACUCCCACACCAUCCCGCACUGCAGCAGCUUCUCGCCUUCACACAGCUUCACCUACCUGGCUCUGAGCUACACUCGAAGGUGUUACAGAAGCUAGCGGUAUUCAGUGCGGAGCGCAACGGCGGCGCGGCGGGCGGCGUGUGCCUGGCGCCCGGCAUGCGCGUGGCGGCGCACCACACGUGCGCCUACCGCCUGCCGCACGUGCCGCACCGCCACUUCGCCGAGCAGCUCACGCGCAUGGACAUGGAGCUGUUCAAGAAGCUCGUCCCGCACCAGUGCCUGGGCGCCGUGUGGUCGCGCCGCGACAAGGACCGCUCGCACGACGCCGCCACCGUGCUGGCGACCGUCAACCAGUUCAACGCGGUCUCCUUCCGCGUCAUCUCGACGGUGCUCGUCGAGCCCAACCUGCGGCCCGUCGACCGCUCCGACAUCCUCGCGGCGUGGCUGGAUAUAGCGAGGGAGUUGAGGGUGCUUAAGAAUUUCUCGUCCUUGAAAGCCAUAAUUUCGGGUCUGCAGAGCAAUCCCGUGUACAGGCUGAGAAAGACGUGGGCGCUGCUGUCUAAAGAGAAAGCCGAAUUGUUCGAGGAACUGGCGAGGAUAUUCAGCGAGGACAAUAACAGAUGGGCUCAGCGUGAGCUUUUAAUGCGCGAGGGGACCGCGAAGUUCGCCGACACGGUGGGAGAAAAUGAUAAACAAUUGCAAAAAUUGCUCCACGAACGUGGAUCGCCAGGUGUCAGUAACGGCACGAUCCCAUAUUUGGGUACGUUUUUAACUGACCUUACGAUGAUCGACACCGCUAUUCCCGAUACUGUCGCCGAUGGUUUAAUAAAUUUCGAUAAAAGAAGAAAAGAAUUCGAAGUGCUUGCGCAGAUUAAACUAUUACAAGGUGCUGCCAAUGCUUAUCAUUUGCCCACUGACCCAAUGUUUGAUAGAUGGUUCGACUCGGUGAUCGUGCUCGAUGAUAGAGAGGCGUAUCAACUAUCGUGUCAAAUCGAGCCACCAACGAAUCCACCGAAAGAAAGGCGUCCGAAAAAAUUAAACGAUAACAAUAACCACGGGCACAGGAAGAAUGAUUCUAUAGCUAGUACCAGUUCCAGCAAUAGUUCGCAGUUCUAUUGCGAGACAGACGGUGUAGGAAAUGCUUGGAAGAGAGAUAGCCUAGAACGCCGAAUAUCACCGACAAGAUUGUCCCACGGUUCGUCUUCGUCGUCUAUUCCUUCAUUAGAUGUUUCUUUAUCAAGUGCAAAUAGUGGACAGAAACCUGCAAAUGGCAAAAUAGCAUCAACAAGUCCUGCUCAUCCGAAUGCUAGGAGUGGUCCUGAUUUCUAUAUAAUUCGGGUAACAUAUGAGUCGGAUUGUGUGGAGACCGAGGGUGUCGUGCUAUACAAAUCAAUAAUGCUGAGCAACAAUGAACGCACACCGCAGGUGAUUAGAAAUGCAAUGCUCAAACUCAACCUCGAUGGCGAUCCUGAUGGAUACACUUUGGCUCAAGUUUUGCCUGAUAAAGAAAUGGUUUUGCCGGCUAACGCGAACGUAUAUUAUGCUGUUAAUACGGCAUACAACCUAAACUUCAUCUUACGACUUCGCAAGAGCCAACAAGAAGAGGCGAUCGUUAAUGGAAAAACAAAAAAUAAACGAACUUGAUUAUACCUCAAUAUCCCUUCAUUAUUUUGCUGCCCGUUUACAUAGUAAUAAACGAUGGCAGCUUGAUAACGGUAUAACGAAGAUACACCAAAUAAAAGUGAAAUAAUGUGGAGGACUAUCAUUUCUUUACUUAUGAACUCAAAAAACUACUUGUACAAAUAUCAUUCUCAUCCUUUCAUGAAUUAGUGUUAAGUACCCGUGCCUCAUGUUAAUAUAAAAUUGUUGAUUAUGUACAGACCAUUCGUGUCUGUACACGUGCGCUCGUAGUAUACUUAAUACGAGAAGUAUUUGAUAAUUAUAGUUAUUGUAACCGAAUGUACCUAACUGUAAAUACCAUGCUCUCAAUGCCACCUCUAAGUUAAGUGUUGUAUUAUUAACUAAUUGUAAUGUGAUUUAUCUAUAUUUGUAUAUAUUGAUUAUAUAUCACGAAUAUGAAUCUCGUAAAGUAAGAAUAUUCUAGUAAAAAUAAUAAGCCAAAGGCGAUAUCAUAAUAUGUAAUAGCAAGGUGCUGUUUCCCUUUAAUAUGUAAAAUACAGCUUUAAAAUUUAACACGUUUAAACCGAAUUUCGGAUAAUACUUAACAGUUUUUUACUCAUAAUAUUGAUAUUGAAAAGGAUUCGUCGAAAAAGCAAAACGAUAGUAAAGUAAGUGAUUUUGUAAUCAAAUUGAAAUAAAAGACUAAUACCGGCUAAAUAAUUUGUAUACAUGUUGCGUAUUAAACGUAGUCUACUUAAACCGCAUUUGAAUUAUACAAUGUGCCUAUAUUAAUUAUUGUUUAUAUUUUAUAUAUAUAUUUCAUAUUUCGGGACAAUUGAUACUGGUACUAUAAUACUCUAGUAGAAUAAAAAAGUGUUCAUGUUACCUACAGUUAGUCUGAAUUAAGUAAUAGACCAACCAUUAGUGCAAAAGUGGCUUAACCUGCCAUGUCAAUAAAAACUAUGGAAGUAACUGGGUACUGAAGUGAAAUGCAAAAUUUGCGUUUGAUAUUUACUGGUGAUAUGAAGACAUGUCGAAUUUUAGUGUUGUAGAGGUAUGUCUCUUUUGUACUAAUUGCACUAAUGUUUCAAAAAGUGCUUUUGUAAAUAAUUAUACUUUCAGUGUAAUAUUGUAGAUGACACCAGUGUCCCGUAUAACGUUAUAUGGUUAUAUAUUUUGUGUAAUAAAAUAAUAAUAAUAAUUUAUAA